Molecule: messenger RNA, 1367 nt
Organism: Solenopsis invicta (red fire ant)
Lineage: Eukaryota; Metazoa; Arthropoda; Insecta; Hymenoptera; Formicidae
Product: protein obstructor-E
Exons: 4
Coding region: 16-879 (287 amino acids)
Cellular component (GO): extracellular region
Molecular function (GO): chitin binding
Source: RefSeq, a predicted model, not a curated record
AGGGAGGGUUGGGAAAUGUGCAGCAGCAAGGACCCGCCAAGGUGGUGGCGAGACUGCCGAGCGAAACAGAACCCGUUUCGGACUCGCAGUCACGUUUUAUCAGCGUCGCGACGCGUUGCUGCCGACGAAGUCAAAGAGGAGGACGAGGAAGAUAAGAAUAAGAAGAGAAUGUUAGAAGUGGGAAAGCACGCGCUUCUUCGUGGUCUUCUGCCGCUGAUAAUGCUGGCGACCUUGAGCGGGGCGCAAUUCCGAUGCCCCGAGCCCAAGGGUUACUUUCCGGAUCCGGAACAGUGCGAUCUUUAUUACGCCUGCCUGGACGGCCAGCCCGAGGAGAGGCUCUGCAAGGAUGGGCUCGUCUUCAGGGAUGACAACCCCAAGAAGGAGUUCUGCGACAUACCGGCAAACGUUCCCUGCGGCGACCGCACAAUUUUGCAGGACCCGCAACCUAGCAAGGGCUGCCCGCGCGCGAACGGCAUCUUCAGCCACGAGGAUCCGGCCGCGUGCGAUCGUUUCGUCAACUGCAUCGACGGAGUCGUGCAGGUGGUGCCCUGUCCACCCGGGUUGAUCUACGAGCCCAAAAUGUCGACCUGCGUCUGGCCGCAGGACUCCAGUCGCUUGUGCGAAAACCAGAAACGCGACGUCCUGGACGACGGCUUCGUAUGCCCGGACGGCGACGUCGCCGGUCCUUCCGGCAGGAUCCUGCCGCAUCCCACGUAUCCGCAUCCCGAUGAUUGCGCCAAGUUUUACAUUUGCAAGAACGGUGUAGUACCGCAGAAGGGCCAGUGCGACCCCGGCACCGUGUACAACGAAGAAAGUUUCAGGUGUACCGAACCGGAAUACGUGCAGGGAUGCGAGAAUUAUUACAAGGACAAGAACUGAAUUGGAGACCCGAGGAUGCCGCAGCUACGUGUGUAAUGCUCAUCUUUUUACUCAUAAGAACAAUAAACGCAUGUGAUAUGCACGCUUAUGUAAAAGCCGCUGCGUGAUCUUUGCGAGAGCGAUCGCGCCUUCGCCCUCCCCGCGCCGAAUUACUACCCCUUUCUCCUUUUACGUAAACAAAUUUGCCUUCGGAAAAUCCGUAAUAAAGCCGUGGCCGGUCGCGGAUCAUUAACCCGCGAAAAGAAAACCCCGCGGACUGACGAUAUCAAGUUCUAUAUAACGUCCGUUAGAUAAACUCCCUCCGCUCGAACCGGUCCGAUUUUAUAUAAUUAUCGAUUAUGUCGAAAUUUCAUUAUAAAAGCGCGUGCAUGCAAACAGUCGCCCGCAAUUCCGCGAUUAAAUAACUCAAGGAAUGAAAUUUAUUUAUUAUAUUCUGAUGAGGAAAUAAGUCUCACUCUACACGCCGUCUUAGGUAACAUCAUUUUUAG